GCGCGCAGUGCAUCAUCGGCGGCGGUGCUGCCGUCGCACGCGCAUUUGAUCGUCAGGUGGUGCUGCAACUGUCCGACUAGUGAACGACCAGGUGCCGCCAGAUUACCGCUGCGUGCGUGUUGGAUUACUUGUUGGUGCCGCUGCUCCCCGGGUGGAUACACUGGCAGGCGGUAGGCCUGGGCCGUUGGUGACCUGACCUGGCCUGACCUGACCUGACCUGACCUGACCUGACCAGCGCCUGCCAGUCGUCAUGGCGGCGGUGACUGAGCAGCCCGAGUCGGCUGCAAAUCCCGUUUCCCUGCCCGGCCUGGAGUACCUCAGCACCGCGGACAAGCUCAUCCUCUCGCAGAAGGUCGAGCUAGCUGAGACGUUCGUCGGCUUCGAGACGGCCAACAAGUACACGGUGAAGAACGCCGCCGGCCAGCACGUCUACUUCGCCGUGGAGGAGAGUGGUGCUUGUAUGCGCAACUGCUGCAGCUACAUGCGGGCGUUCAACCUGCGCAUCCUGGAUAGCGCGAAGCGGGAGAUCUUGCAGAUGCGGCGGCCGUUGCGCUGCCAAGGCUGCUGUUACCCGUGCUACCUGCAGGAGCUGGAGGUGUCGGCCGGCGGCCAGGUUCUGGGCACUGUGCGCCAGGACUGGUCCGUGUUCAGGCCCAGCUUCAGCGUCUGCCUGCCUGACGGCACAACGGCCCUGAAGCUGCGCGGCCCCGCCUUCCGCUGGAUGUCCUGCUGCGGCACCGACUUUGACGUGCUCUCCGCCGACGGCGACGAGGAGGUCGGCUUCAUCACCAAGGUGUGGUCGGGUCUGACCAAGGAGCUCUUCACCGACUCGGACCGCUACGGCAUCGUCUUCCCUGACGACCUGGACGUCAACAUGAAGGCGACGCUGCUCGGUGCCGCCUUCCUCGUGGACUUCAUGUUCUUUGAGUCGAGCCUUUGCCGCGGCGACUGCGGCUGCUGCAUGAUAUGCUAACUGUGAUGCCUCGACGGCCGGGGGGUUCAUGGUUAAUGCGUGUUUUUAGUCGUUUCUGGUGUAUGUGACUGAAAGUUGUAUUUCACAUUCGGGUGCGUGCGAUGCAAGCGUCGGAAAAUUGUACAGGGGUUACGCCGAGCCGUCAUUGAUAUUGCACGAUUUUUCUUACCGCCUCCAAACCUAAACGCGGCAACUCAUGUAUAGAGGGGUACCAUCAGGCAGUGCGUAAAUACGUGAUGACGGUAUUUGAAUAACUCAUCUCCCUGAGCACUUGGCCGAGACGCAUUAUGGAAGUCAUAACUUGCGGGUAAAUUAAUAUUACUGAGGCAUUAUCUGCGUAUGGUUUGGUAGGACGCUCUGCUCGGUUUCAUGCAUCUCCGAAAUGAAUUCGAUCUCCAGGUUAGUCGCCGAAGUACGUUUAAAGCUUGCCGAAAACGUUGCAGUGGUGGGCGCUCUGCGCUGUCUUCGGACGAAGUGGAGGACCAUCUGAGCACAAUCUGCAGCUAGGACACGCGUGUAGUGUUUGAGCCACACUUGCUCUGAGCUGGCCUGACGGAGCUCAGCGUUGUGCCAUCUCGAUCCGCCCAGACCUGUGGGGCGUAGACGACGCUGGGUGUCGUGCUGAGACUGGCGCGGUUCCGUUCUGCGUGCGUGCGUGGUGUGGCCGUGUCGCAGUGACCUUCGCGACUUCACAAAAGCAUUGCAAUGCGCUCCGAAUGUUGAGAGUGAUCUAUGUUGUAUAGUUACGUUUAUGCUGACUAGAAGUAAAUCAAUGAAGACAGUUUUGCUGCUGAAAAAUCAUUUUAGUUCUCUUUAAUAUGACAAGAUGGUAUGGCAGUAAAAAGGAUACAUUCUUCUGCAAUGUAUUAGCGAUUACGCGCAGGGUAUUUUGGCGUGUUAUAAUACUUAACACAGUAGCCCUGAACACCAUUUCCCCUGUAUCAUGAUCUGCCCUGAAAAAAAUAACUCGUACACAACAUCUUGGAAUGAAAACUGUAUUGGCUUUGUAUGUAUACCAACGACCGGCAUGUCAUGGUAGGGGGAGCUGCAAGCAUCUGGGCACGCGCAGUGAAGUUUGAAAAAUGAGUCACGCCAAUUGGAAACAAUGCAAACUUGUGUUGCUACUUGUGUUGCCACUUGUAUUAUACGGCCUUGGUUGCCACGCUCUUUGCUGCUCCGUCGUAGUCAUCUGUUGGGUGAUAUUGCCGCUAAUGUAAUUCCGUCGCAUGAAAAACUCAAGGCCUUCUCAACGCACUGUCUGUCACAACCGGAUGUAUU
Messenger RNA from Pollicipes pollicipes, 2251 nucleotides. RefSeq names its product phospholipid scramblase 2. NCBI's taxonomy places the organism in Eukaryota, Metazoa, Arthropoda, Thecostraca, Pollicipedomorpha, Pollicipedidae. Gene Ontology annotation, cellular component: plasma membrane. Gene Ontology annotation, molecular function: phospholipid scramblase activity. Bases 251 to 973 code for a protein of 240 amino acids. The record is from RefSeq and is a predicted model, not a curated record. The transcript has 3 exons. Gene Ontology annotation, biological process: plasma membrane phospholipid scrambling.